AGUUACUAGAAAACUGUUUAUGGGGGUAGAGGGGUCAUAUCAAACGAGUAAAAACUGACGAUAUCCCAGACUGAGAACAAAUAUAAGUGGAUAUGUGAUAAUAUGAGAACAUAACGAGCCUUUCAGAACUGAGUAUCUGGAGCAGCUAGCAUGCAGGUCCUGAGGCAGUGCUGUGAACUGUGCUUUGCACCCAAUACUGUUUCCAGAUUUGUCCGCAUUUUUCCUCGAGCAGCUCUCUUUUUUCUAGUUUUACAUAUUGUUAUUCUAAUCAUCACUGUGAUAAACUAUGCAAACCGCAAAGAGCCAUUAGAUACACAGAAACAUGAUGUCUUGGCUGAGGAUGAUUUGGGAUAUGUGAAGCUUCCACAUCCUCCACACUCAGCUGAGGAUAAUAAGGAAAAUAAUAUGAAUCAUAAACGAAAAGGCAGAGUGAAGCGAGUUGAUGUUGUGAAGUUGGCAAAUGAAUGACCCUUGCCCAACAAGAAAUCCUGUGUAUUAUCUGUUUCAGCAUUUUUACAUACAUGUAUCCUGUUCUUUUUUUGUAAACAUAUAUAUGUAUAUCAAUGCCUUUUAUGAAAUGCAAUUAACUAUAGAUAGAUUCAAGAUUUAAGCUGCUGUUGCUUUGAUCUCUUUGUAUGGUAUGAAUAUUGUUAUGUACUUUACAUAUUAAUUGCACAUGAUGAUACAGAAAUUGUAAAAAUUAAUCCUGAAAUAAAUGAGCACUGCAUCUUUUA
Messenger RNA from Magallana angulata, 734 nucleotides. RefSeq lists its product as uncharacterized. The coding region runs from base 151 to 468 and encodes 105 amino acids. The record is from RefSeq and is a predicted model, not a curated record. The transcript has 5 exons. NCBI's taxonomy places the organism in Eukaryota, Metazoa, Mollusca, Bivalvia, Ostreida, Ostreidae.